AUGCAGAACUCGUCGCGGCCACCACCGACGACGGGAUCUCCAUCAUACUUACCGACACCGGCCGAGGUGCUUGACGGCGUGCGAUGGCUGCGCGAGAACCCGGCGAUCGCCGCCGGUGUAGUGGUGGGGAUUACCAGCUACUCAGUAGCCAAGUACUAUGAGUACGGCGAGGAUAGUGACGAAGAGAACGACGAAGACAACCCAGCUAAUGGCCAAGUAACACAGGAUGAGAUUGCAAGGUCCGUGACUGCGCUGCACCUCGGACUGCUCAAGAUCGACACGAAGAAGGACCUUCGACACAGCGGCGCCGACAGCUCCGCCAGUACAGAGUCGUCUCUCGGUAGCUCAGGUGGACUCCGCUCGCGCGCCAGCUCCGUCUUCGACAAGGCCCAUCACGAGGACAUGCAAUUUCAAGAGCAUACCGGCGAGCAAGUCUGGUCCUGUUUGCACGAAGGAAAAUGUCCACCAGGAGAAGAGUGCAGCGACCCCGCGUGGGGCUGGUACAUGGCUUGCUGCUUUCAUCCAAAACAUGCGGCCACCAAUUCUUUACUUCUACUGUACCACCCGCAGACGGAGGACGCCAUGACGUACUACCGAUUCGGGCAGCGGCUCAAGAUGACCCGCGCAGUGGCCAGGGCAAUGGCACGCUCCUCUGCGGGCAAGCAAAACUCAGCUACUAUCGAGAAACUGGUGCAGACCAGCAAGAAUCGCUUCGGCAGCGCCGUGGCUCGGCCGCUUGGUGCUGCGCUUGCGACGUUCCUGGACUCGGGAGUUGCGUUCAACACAUCGUCCGAGUUCCUGUACUUCGACGGCGAAGAUGACGACGGAACGUAA
Messenger RNA from Phytophthora infestans T30-4, 834 nucleotides. RefSeq lists its product as uncharacterized. The coding region runs from base 1 to 834 and encodes 277 amino acids. The transcript is spliced from 5 exons. The record is from RefSeq and is a predicted model, not a curated record. Lineage: Eukaryota; Oomycota; Peronosporomycetes; Peronosporales; Peronosporaceae.